Hibiscus syriacus is the source of this 1052-nucleotide messenger RNA. RefSeq lists its product as uncharacterized. The record is from RefSeq and is a predicted model, not a curated record. The coding region runs from base 19 to 930 and encodes 303 amino acids. NCBI's taxonomy places the organism in Eukaryota, Viridiplantae, Streptophyta, Magnoliopsida, Malvales, Malvaceae. The transcript is spliced from 4 exons.
UUUUAACCGAUUUAAAGCAUGGGGAGAACGGGUACAUUGUGCAACAGCUUCGUACCUUCUUUCCAAACUCCAAUCUUCACUCGCAUUAGUUCCAGACAAAAAAUACCUUUGAUUCCUCGAAGAAACAUAAACCUUAAAGCCAUGGCAAUGGCAAUGGCUCCCUCGGAGUCCAAAACUUAUCAACAAAACCUCUUGGUUAUGAGGCACGGUGACCGUCUCGACAACUUCGACCCCACCUGGGAAAAAACGGCCGACAGACCAUGGGACCCGCCGCUCAUCCAAACAGGUUUAUCCCGGGCUUUUCAGACGGGUCGUGCGUUUCAUACCCUCCUACCCUUCCCAAUCCACCGCGUCUUCGUCUCUCCCUUCCUCCGCUGCGUCCAGACCGCUUCGGAAGUUGUCGCCGCCCUUUGCUCCGUCGAUGACGAUCCUAAUGCCAAGUCUUCACGCGACGUCGUUUCCCUCGAUUCAUCCAAAGUCAAGGUUUCGAUUGAUUACGGGUUGUGUGAAAUGUUGAACACAUUAGCAAUUAGGCUUGACGUUGCGCCUAAAGAUGGAAUCUUCCGUUUCGAUAUUCCAAAGCUUGAGGCUUUGCUACCAAGUGGAACAUUAGAUCGUACAGUGGAACCAGUUUAUAAAGAGAUGCCCCAAUGGGAAGAGACAGUGAUGGAUACGCAAAGUAGACAUGAACAAAUGAUUAAGGCAUUGGCGGAUAAAUACCCCUCACAAAACCUGCUACUAGUAACACAUUGGGAAGGAGUUGCAGCUUCAGUGUCUUCGUUCAAGGACACUACUAUUACUGAAGUAGCUUAUUGUGGUUAUUCAGAACUGAGACGACCAGUUUCUUGGAAGAACCAGACAUUUACUGCCGGAAACUUUGAGGUGCUUACAAAAAGUGGCCGGACUGGCGUUUCUUAUUAUCCAAGAUAGCAACUUUAGUGAUUAAACCAUGAAGAAUAUGACUCUGAUUUCAUUUGAAGCAUGGCUCAGACUUCCUCUUGAUGUGUUUUUUUUUCUUCUUUACGUUAAAAUUUUCUAUCAGUUGUUAAUGU